Molecule: messenger RNA, 570 nt
Organism: Alternaria burnsii
Lineage: Eukaryota; Fungi; Ascomycota; Dothideomycetes; Pleosporales; Pleosporaceae
Product: 3 cyclic phosphodiesterase
Exons: 2
Coding region: 1-570 (189 amino acids)
Biological process (GO): cyclic nucleotide metabolic process
Molecular function (GO): 2',3'-cyclic-nucleotide 3'-phosphodiesterase activity
Source: RefSeq, a predicted model, not a curated record
AUGCCUGGUUCGUCUCUAUGGCUGCUUCCGCCAGCAGAUCAUCCCCUUAAUGAAGUCCUUCCUCGCCUUAUCGACAAAACAUCGAAACAGUUCAACUCACCCCACCGCUUCCUUCCUCAUGUGACUCUGACUUCGGAGAUAUCGCCGUCCAAGUAUGGAUCAGAUCCUCAGGCCUGGCUUGAAUCACUCGAUCUACCAUCUGGACAGAGCGUACAUAUCAAAUUCGAACGUCUAGGCAGCGAAGAUGUCUUCUUCCGGAAGUUGUACAUCAAGUGUGCGAAGGCUGCAGGGAUCAAACAACUAGCACAACAGUGCAGAAGCCACGUCAAUGGGUUUGAAGAUGAAACAAACUCGAAGGUUUGGGCUGAAGAGCAAUACAUGCCACAUCUGAGCUUGAUGUACCACGACUGUAGCCAGGUCGACGAAACCGGUCUAGCAUCAGUUGAUACGCUUGACGUAAACUUUGAAGGGAGGGGAGAACUAGGUGGUUGGUCAGGCGGAAGGGUGGUGCUCGUACCCACCGACAGGCCAAUUCUUCAGUGGCAGCCCAUAGGCGAAAGGACACUUUAA